Messenger RNA from Gongylonema pulchrum, 213 nucleotides. Lineage: Eukaryota; Metazoa; Nematoda; Chromadorea; Rhabditida; Gongylonematidae. The record is from the annotation of a GenBank genome assembly.
AUGAAUAUCUGUGGAAGACGGACGAAUGAGGGCCGCAAUAGCUGCUCGGUACUGAACAAUGGCUAUUAUAGCUUCGAUAAGCUUGACGUGCCGCAGCUUCACUCCUCAGCCAAUCUGCACUUACCGUACAGUGGUGAUUUGACGACAACUGCUGCCAAUGGUGUAAACGCUGACAACGACGAUGACGACGAUCGGGUCAGUUCACUGUCCUAG